Molecule: messenger RNA, 963 nt
Organism: Pieris macdunnoughi
Lineage: Eukaryota; Metazoa; Arthropoda; Insecta; Lepidoptera; Pieridae
Source: the annotation of a GenBank genome assembly
AUGGCAAACUUAGAAAAGGAAGUUCGAGAUUUACGUGAGCAGAACCAUGAAUUGGUCCAGGCAGUGCAGAAUUGGAAGAUGGUUGCUGGAGAAAAAGAAAAGCAUAUAUUAAAGCUAACAAAAGAGACUAAUGACUUAAGGAUUCAAAUAAGCAUACUAAGGAAUAAAGGUAGUGCCUGUGCACGAAAACUAGAAACUGCUUUGCAAAUAAUUAGCGAAACAGCAUUAACGCAUCUAGUGCAAGGAUCGAAUGCUGUUGCAAGUAUAAUGGAGCUUAUGAAAAACUAUAUGAUAGAGAGAGAAGAAAUAGAAAUCUCUUCACGCCAGUCUCUAAUAGACACCACUCCAAAUACUGAGAGAGUGCAAAGAGUUCCUCCUUUAAUGCUGGGAGGAAAAUCUAUACAGCCUGUAGUAUCAUUAAGUCGUGCAAUGUUACCUAAUAAUAGUUUGACAGGAAGUCAAGGGUCAAAUGAAAAUCACAGUGGACAAGUUAGACCCUUGCCAAUGCGGGUAUUACAAGAAAUUUACAUACCGCUUACAAGGAUAGAUGCCGAUAUGACUCCUCCUGACAUAGAAAAUAAUCAUGACACUAGUGUGGAAGACAUGGGAUUAGACGAAGAAAGUGAUGAAUCUGAAGAAGAGGAUGGAGGAGGAGGAGGAGCAAACACACCAAGAGAUGAUAGAAGAGAAGAAUUAAGCAUUCUCCUAGAAGAAUCUGAAGAAAGCAGAACACCGUCAAUAGUUGAUCCAUUGGAAGGCCCUAGCCGAUUACUUGAACCUCCCAAUUAUAAUGGCCCUAGUGAUCAGUCUACGCGUGAAUUUACGCCAACAAUGCGCCGGCGCAAACGCAUUUCAUCACCGAGUGCUGCGGAAUCGUCGCCUAUUCUCAUGCCCCGUCAUGUUAUACCGAGACAUAAGACGCAUGGUCGCAUUCUAAAGGUUCAUGUUAGGUCGUCAUUUUAA